This is a messenger RNA of Daucus carota subsp. sativus, 1686 nucleotides long. RefSeq lists its product as uncharacterized. The record is from RefSeq and is a predicted model, not a curated record. Bases 1 to 1686 code for a protein of 561 amino acids. The transcript has a single exon. Lineage: Eukaryota; Viridiplantae; Streptophyta; Magnoliopsida; Apiales; Apiaceae.
AUGCAACCUCCAGAACCUAAGGAUGAAAACCCUCGUCGAUCAAGUAUGAACCAGAUUCACUUAUUGCCUGCUGGCGACCCCGAUAAUCCCGUUCCACCAUUUACCGAAGAAAUCAUGGCUGCAAGAAUCUCUAGGAAAUUCAAGCUCCCAACCAUCAAAGCCUAUGACGGCACGGGUGACCCUGCUAACCUCGUCCGGACCUUUAUGAAUGCACUGUUGCUCCAGCCAGUCACAGAGGCAAUCAAGUGCCACGCUUUUCCUCAGACUUUAAGUGGGAUGGCGCAACACAUGUACAGUCGCUUACCCCCAAAUUCUAUCUCUUGUUUUGCUGAUUUGAGUAGGGCCUUCAUAGGACAAUUCGUGGGAAGCAAAACCCAUGCCAAGAGUUCUGCUUCAUUGAUGAAUUUGCACCAAGGUAAGAAUGAAUCCCUCCGUGAAUACAUGAAUCGUUUUACUAAAGAGGUCCUGAAGGUCCCUGACCUAGACCAGAAGGUAGCCAUGAUUGCACUCCAGCAAGGAACCACAGAUGACAAUUUUCGUCGAUCUUUAGCUCAGAGGGCCCCGGACAAUAUGAAUGACUUACAAGAAAGAGCUGGGAAGUAUAUUAAAGCCGAAGAGAGUUUAAGAAAGUCCCAGAACAAUCAUGGACCGAACACCAACUUCAAAAAGCGUGGAAACGACACGGAAUAUAAUGCCGAGAAUAAGUACCCCAAGAGAGACGACGAUGAAAAGUCCCCUGUUAAAAAGAAAUUGGGACCGAGGUUCACUGAAUAUGCUAGGAUUAAUGCCCCAAGGAGUCAAAUUUUAAUGAAAAUUGAGGAAGAUGAAAGUGUUAGAUGGCCGAAGCCUAUAAGAACCGACCCGGAAAAACGAAACAAAGAUCUAUAUUGUCGAUUCCACAAGGACACCGGACAUAAGACUGAUGACUGUCGACAGUUGAAGGAUGAGAUUGAAUUUUUAAUUCGAAGAGGCAAGUUGUCCAAAUUCACUAAAGAUGGAGACAAAAAUCAGGAUCGUGGAAGAGAUAACGGUGACAAAAGAACUCAGCCUCGAGGGCCGGUAAUUAAUGUGAUCUCCGGAGGACCGACAGCUGCUGGUACUUCCAGUAACUCAAGGAAAGCUUAUGCAAGAGAGGCAAUGAGUAUAGUUGGGGAACCCCCGAAGCGGGCAAAGAUUUAUUAUGCUUUUGAUAAUGUAGAUCUGGACAGGGUUAAAUUCCCCCAUGAUGAUCCCCUGGUAAUUACACCCGUGAUUGGAAACUCGUUUGUGAAAAGGGUACUUGUCGAUAGCGGAGCUUCGGUGGACAUCUUGUUUUACGAUGCGUAUGAGAAGAUGGGAUAUUCCGAUUCACAGCCGACACCCUCGGACAUGCCUAUAUACGGUUUCAAUAAUGCAGACACACGAAUUGAAGGUAUGAUUCAGCAACCAGUAACUAUGGGUGCCGAGCCUAGACAGGCCACAUGUAUGUUGAACUUCUUGGUAGUUAAAGCCUCGUCGACCUACAAUGCUAUUCUCGGAAGAACAGGGAUACACGCUUUCAAAGCAAUCCCAUCUACCUACCAUCUAAAGGUUAAAUUCCCGACUAGGAACGGAGUAGGAGAGGAAAUUGGAGAUCAGAAAAUGGCUCGAAGUUGUUAUGUUGGAGCACUGAAAUCAGGAGGAGUAGGGGGCAAGUAUUGCCCAUAG